AUGAGAGAGACGACUCGAAGACCAAAAUGUUUAGGGAGACUAGGUCGAGUGGUAUAUACUUGCGAACGCGAGUCCCGCAAUAUUGACACAAGGGACAGAGUCAGGAAGACGGCUAAGUCCAAAAGGCCUCAAACCCGUAAUGCCACAAAACUGUUGACCGGUGCUUACUGUCGUUCUCUGCCAAGGUGUGGUAUUGCAAACGGUCCUCGGAUUGUUGGAGGUCAACAAGUUAACCCGAAAAACAAGUACCCAUGGAUCGUCGGUUUAAAUAUACUUCCUGUUACCAAUAGGACUUUGUACGAUUGUGUAGGAUCUAUCAUUAACGAUCUAUACAUCUUAUCUGCCGCGCACUGUCUAUUUGAUCAAGAUACAUUGGUACAACUUGAUGCUAGUAGUGUUAUGGUUGGCAUCGGAGAUCAUAACCAGUUAUCGACAGAUGAUGAUGUGGAGGGUAUCACCCGUCAAAUUGAGGUUGAAGAAAUCAAAAUCUUUAGUCAGUUCAGUAUUGUAAAUGUUGAUUUUGACAUAGCACUUCUGAAACUAAAAGAGCCAUUGGAUUUUACACCUAAAGAAAUAGGGCCUAUUUGUCUUCCUAAAGACGACACUCAAACAUACGGAGGAGACCAGGGUGUUGUUGUUGGCUGGGGCAUUACAAAAGAGGGUGAAAUUAAUCAGCCUGCUAUCUUAAUGGAAGUGGAGCUUCCUAUCCUUCCGGCAGCUGUAUGUGAAACUAUGAUGGUUAAUUUCUUCGAUAUAACAGAGAGGAUGAUUUGCGCUAGUGUGGAGGGAGGGAAGGAUGCUUGUGAAGGAGACUCUGGAGGACCUUUAUCAGUUGUGGAAGGGGAGCAACAUAUAGUAGUAGGUGUAUCUGCUUUUGGCGAGGGAUGUGCUAGAGAUAAACCUGGUGUGUACUCUCGAGUGAUGGAAAAUCAGUGGAACAUGCAAUUCAUCCUGGACCAGCUGGUGACAAUGCAGCAGAGGCAAGGAACGUUCUACAGCAGUCAGCAGACGGUGCUUACUCAACAGGAUAUGGUGUAG
This is a messenger RNA of Portunus trituberculatus (swimming crab), 1038 nucleotides long. RefSeq names its product trypsin-1-like. The record is from RefSeq and is a predicted model, not a curated record. NCBI's taxonomy places the organism in Eukaryota, Metazoa, Arthropoda, Malacostraca, Decapoda, Portunidae. The transcript is spliced from 4 exons. Gene Ontology annotation, molecular function: serine-type endopeptidase activity. The coding region runs from base 1 to 1038 and encodes 345 amino acids. Gene Ontology annotation, biological process: proteolysis.